GUAAGAAGGCUCAUGUGAAAAUAAGGGAUAUAGCAUAUACACUAAGAGUUGGCAUCAUCCGCUGAAAAAAAAAAAAGUUUGCUUAAGCCAUUGGCACAAUAUGGACUCGAAUGUUUGUCGUGCAUAGCCCUAAAUUACACCGGUCUUCCUUUCAAUCAGGAAAAUGGCUCGGAGGAUUUUUCUGUGGCAACUAAUGUCAUGUAUAACCCUGGAGUUUCUCACUCGUUUUGGUACUGCGGUAGAAAAGCUCGAUGUCAACAUCGCUGUGUUUUUUGACAAGGAUGACAUCUUCCAGGAAUACGUCUUCAAGUCGGCCGAACGAAUGUUCCGAUCAAGAAAUGUUGUAGCUGGUAAUGUGACUCCUAAUGAGUUCUUGUUGGAGAUGCAUUUCUCGAUGCCUAAUCUGACCGACGUCUCUCCCUUUGAUCAUGGUUUGAGUGGUUUGUUUCCCAAGAUUUCAAAUAUCACCUUUGACUCACAGGGCAUAAUCUUCGUCGAUGUCACAGAAGAUGGAUUACUUUAUUCCACGCUUCUUGAGAGUUCCGUGUUUCCAUCAAUUGGGCUACUGCAGAGCAGAAGGACGUUUCCCAUCACACAGGAAAGUUCUGGUGGAUUCACUAGAGUUGCUGCGCCAUCUAUCAUAGAAUAUGCACAAGUAAUGGUGAAAAUUACGGAGAAAAUGGGCUGGCAAACUCUGAGUCUAGUGAUAUCAGCAACCCAUGAGGGGCUUGUGUUUGCUGACGCACUGAAGCACUUAGCUCAGGAAAAGAAAUGGCGCGUAUUAACAUCAUUAUGGAUUCAAGGCGUCGAAAGCCUCCAAGAAUUAAAGAUGGGACUUUUGAACGUUAUGUCGACGAAAUCAGAUGUAAUCAUCGGGCACGUUCGUGAAAAGAGCAACGACGAUAUAUUUUGGACCAUUCAAAAGUUGCAAGCCAUUGAGAAUAGUAGUGCAUGGCUCGUUACUAAGCCUACCACGUACGGAGUCUUGAACUUAAGUUCGAUUCCCUCUGGACUAACUCAGGUCAGUUGCAAAUUACCCGAGAUGGGGCAUGACUAUGAGUUGUACCUAAAGGCAUUGUAUGAUUCUUUUGUCAUGUUCGAAAGUGCUUUUAAAAGUUCAGUAAGGGCAAUAAACAGUGUGCAAAAACAAGUUGUUAACACUUCAGAAAAAUACAAGUUGCUGCGGAGAACGGCCAUGAUCCGUUUGAAGGAUACUUUCCUCAAAGGUAGCAGCGAGCUGUUUAGAACUCACGACUUGUCAGAGGAACACCAUUCGGCGUUCGACAUCUUGAAUUUAAGGGAGGAUCUCGAUAGCAGAAAACACUGGCAAGAUGUUGGACUUAGUACACCAACUGGACUCGCAUUAGAGCCCAUUGUAAACCACAAUGGUAACACCCUCCUUCCACUACAUCAUCCCAAGCACCCCGUCCUGAGAGUGCCUGUUGUCGAAUGGCCCCCUCUCGUGGUCUCAAAAGAUCCAGCGCUGACAGCGAGCCAAAAAUCAUGCGUUGGAAGAACGUUCCCUUGCUAUAAGUACGUAAACAUAGAAAAUUCUACGCAGAAGACUAAACAGCUUCUCUGCUGCUAUGGAGCGUCUAUAGACUUCUUGAAGUUUCUAAGAAGAGACCUCGGGUUUGAUACGGAAAUUUAUUUCAAUGCGGAUAGGCAAUACGGAAAGUUCGACCCCGUUAACGGCACCUGGAAUGGAAUUAUAAAUGAAAUUAUCUCUGGCAAAGCGGAUCUAGCACUCGAUGUGUCUGGAAACUUUGAGAGAGCAAGGGUAGUUGAAUUUGCGUACCCCAGCACUGCCUCAGCAAUGAACAUUCUGGUCAGGAAAGAGCGCUCGUACCAAGAACAAGUAAGCGUGUGGUACUCGUGGCUGGAGCCGUUCGAAUAUGGCCUUUGGAUAGCCAUCCUGGUGACGUGUAACCUGGUCCUGUUUGUAGUUUGGUGGCUUGACAGGAAGAGUCCCAAAGGUUAUUACGCGCUCCUCAAGGAUAGUGAUGAGGAUGCUUUUACAUUGUUAGACUCCAUGAGUUAUGUAUGGGGCGUAGCAUUUAGUAAGGACAUUGGCGCGGAAAAGACUCCCCGCAGCAACAGCGCUCGUACCGUGUCAGCGGUUUAUGCGUUACUGGCCUUGAUCAUGGUAAACACCUACUGUGCAAAUCUUAUGGCCUUCUUACUUGAGGAUUCAUACAAACUGCCCAUCAGUGGUAUACGAGAUGCCAAGCUCACCGAGAAGUCUCUUUAUCCACCUGACGGUUUUAAACUUGGAGUAACACGGGGAAGCAACGCGGAAUCUUACUUCAAAUAUCACGUAGAAGACUUUUUCAGGAAGAUUUACCAUGCUAACUUGAAAAUACAUUUAGUGGAUGGUUUUCAGGCUGGGAUACAGCAGCUAAAGGACAACAAGCUGGAUGGACUUGUAGGUGACUACUUAUCUUUGCAGCAAGCUGGUAACACUGAUCCGAAAUGCAGUUACAGCCUCGCCGGAGGAAACUUCUACCACUUUGGCUAUGGUUUUGUGUUCCCCAAAGGUUCACCAUGGAUAGAGGAGGCAACUUUGUCAGUGCUGAAAAACCAAGAGAAUGGCAGCAUUCAGGCUAUUUUAGAUUACUGGUUCAACAAAAAAGAAUGCACGACAAGACCAGUAAAAGAACUCGGUCCAGAGAAAUUGAUAGGGUUAUUUCUGCUUCUUCUUGGUGUAAUUGGGUUCAGUAUCAUGGCUUUGAUAUCCGAGAUGCUCUUCAUAUUUGUGCUGGUUAAAUUCGGACGUCACCUGGGUCCCUUGGGAAAGUCUUUGACGCGCAUGAUCUUUAGUGUGCGCAAAGGCGAAGAAAACGAUAUUAACAUAAAGUGGUUACAGCUGUACAAGAGACAUAAGAGUAUGCGACCAAACGAAGUGCAAUUUACAGAACCUCAUCACGAUGUUUCUAUUCGAAGAGCGAGUUUUUGUAACCUGAGCUUUGAGUAUGGGAAUGAGGUGUUACCUUAUGAUGAACAGUCGAUAUAUCUUCGUAGAAGUCAGCUACUGACUGUGGAAGAUCUAUCCCGUGCGACUGGAGGGAAUUCCGAGUCACAAAACGAUACCACAGAAAGAACAGAGAGCUCGACACUUUGAGCACCAAUUAGUGGUGUUGGUUGUCAUCGUGUAACAACACCACUAGCAAAAUUAUGUGGGGAUUAGGAACGAUUUUAGACAUCGUCUUUCGAACCUGUUCAAGCUUCCCCGAUGGCCGAGUAGGCUAGUAGGAUAACAGGAAUUCCUCUCGAGUUACUCUUUCUAUUUUCUUUUGGGUACUUCUGCCUCUCAUGUCAGGUACCGGUAUCUUUUUAUUUGACCCCUCGUUAAAGCAUGGUUUGAACCAAUCAAAAGCAGUCAAUUGGUACCGAGUUUUGUAGCAAAAAAACGAUGGCGACAAGAAUCACACCUUUUUGAAUAUAUGCUAUGGCAGUGUUACUAUAGAUUUCACCAACAUAACAAGUUGAUUGAAGUCCUAUAGAAAUCAAACUAUUAUAUGGCCUACAAAAUUUCCAACCACAGCCGGUGUGCAGCGAGAGUAAUAAGGCUUUUCCUACCCUGCUAACUUAUAGACCACGCCUAACCCAAGUUAAUUUGAGAAUUCUAACCGGAAGGUGAAUGAGAUAUUUUCCGAAUUCACCACAUUCGUUUCACUGGAACAUUUCGUCUCUAUUGGGUGUAGUAUUUGUACCUCAUCUAAUGCUGUGCGGGUCUCAGAGCACAUGCAUGCAAAGGGAAAAAAAGAGAUAAAAGAAUCGAACUUUCUGCCUCACAGUUGUGAAGCAAAAACAAGGAAUUGUCGCGAAUAGGCUAUCUUUAUGUAUCUUACGCCGGAGAACUCUGUCGCCGGUUCCAUUUGGAGUAAAGUUUAUUCUACAUUUGUACAUAAAUCCUACAUAGAACUCGCAAAACGCUCAAUGAGAACGUCUCUUCACGAUGCAGGGCAUUCUUUUAACUGACAUUUUUGCCUUAGUUUACAAAUGUUUCAAGGCCAUACGCCUAUCACAACUUUAAAUAAAAUAGUUCCAAUUAAAAAUAACUACAAUAACACCUCCGUUUGAAACAAGUGUAGAAAACCAUAAAUAAAGAUACAAAGUAGACUUCCAACUUAAUUACAAUCUUUGAUUUUGUACAGCUUUAUAAACUUUGUUUUCUAAAGAACUGCCGUACGGUUCAAAGAAAUAAAAGAGAAGAAGAACACUUUCACUGUAACGUAUGGAUAACAUGUUUACCAGGCUGUCGUGAUGUUUCAGACCCUUCUCAUGAAAUUUCCCAAAGCACAGAUGUAUUGAGGGCGGAUAACUCUAUGCAACGGAUAAAUCGCUAUCCACAAGAAAAGUGAUAGCAAAACGUGCUGCGCCAUCCACUGGAUAGAGAUUUAU
Molecule: messenger RNA, 4404 nt
Organism: Stylophora pistillata
Lineage: Eukaryota; Metazoa; Cnidaria; Anthozoa; Scleractinia; Pocilloporidae
Product: glutamate receptor ionotropic, NMDA 1-like
Biological process (GO): monoatomic ion transport
Cellular component (GO): membrane
Molecular function (GO): ligand-gated monoatomic ion channel activity; signaling receptor activity
Source: RefSeq, a predicted model, not a curated record